This is a messenger RNA of Prorocentrum cordatum, 634 nucleotides long. The record is from the annotation of a GenBank genome assembly. NCBI's taxonomy places the organism in Eukaryota, Dinophyceae, Prorocentrales, Prorocentraceae.
GGCGCCGCAGCCGCGGCGCGCCGCGGGCCGGCGCGGGCGGCAUGCGCGGGCGGCGCCGCCCGGCGGCCCUCGGGCACGGUGAUGCGCCGAAGGCCCCGGGCAGCAGCCUGCUCACGGCGGCCCUCCUGUCGGGCGACGCGCUGACGACGCAGCUCUCGUUCCGCAGCGCCUGCGUGCCCCAGCGCCGCGCCGGAGAGGACGUGCCGCCGCCCCCGUGCCGAGACGAGGGCGCGGAGGAGGGCGGCCGCGCCGGCGCCAGCGGCCAAGAGAUCGCGGCGGAGGACGGGGCGCUGGCGGACGAGGACAGCUUCGACGCCGCGAUCCGUGCGCUCGCGCCCGCGAAGCGGCACCGGCACCGCCCCGUCCGCGCCGUCCUCGCCACCGUCCCCGAGUGCCUGGACGAGAGCGCCGACGCUACGCCCCGGGCCGACGGGACGGCCUCGCCCGCGGGACCCAGCCCGCCGGCCCCGCUGCGGGCCGCCACCGACGGCGCCCUUGAGGGCGGCGGCGGGCUGGACGUGCGCGACUUUUUCUCGGGCUGGGCGGGCAGGCUGCGGCCGCAGGCGGCCCGCGCCCCCGCCUCGGGCGGAGGCGGCGGGGCCGCGGAGGGCUGCGCGGGCACGGCGGCCGCCGG